Messenger RNA from Caenorhabditis elegans, 1390 nucleotides. RefSeq names its product Serpentine Receptor, class Z (gene srz-94). NCBI's taxonomy places the organism in Eukaryota, Metazoa, Nematoda, Chromadorea, Rhabditida, Rhabditidae. The transcript is spliced from 5 exons. The coding region runs from base 1 to 984 and encodes 327 amino acids. The record is from RefSeq and is marked reviewed.
AUGAAUACAACGCUCGAUUUCUCAUAUAUUCCCAAUUUAAUUAUUGAUUCAGCUAUGAUAGCAAUGCUAGUUUCUCUCUUCAUAUCUUAUUUAACUCUUCCAUUUUACUUUUACGUUCACAAUCUGAAGAAGCAUAAGGAAAAAAAUUUACCAAUCGUCAAAUUCUUUUACAAAGCUGUGAAAUUAUCGUAUUUUGUGUUCAUCGUACUUGCUAUUGUAUUAUUUUUUUGUAUUUCACGUGAGAGCAACUCGACAAAAGCUCAUUUGGGUAUUCAGAAUGAUGAGAAUUUGAUGAAAAUUGUAGCUGUGUUCACUCUUUUUCUAAUUUAUAUUCUUCACAUUCUACAACAAACAUUCCAUUUAUUAUUGUUCUCGCUGGCAAUUAUGAGCUAUCUAAAAUACCAAUUUCCAUACGACUUUUUGUAUUCACAAAAUUAUAUAAGCAAGUAUGUCAGGAAUUUUAACGUGUUUUUCGUUCUAAAGGAUUUUGUAUGUAGUGCAAUAUUAGUUCUUCACUUUGAGAAAUUGUUGGGCAACGAGCUUAUGAAUAUCACAUCAGGUUUCUAUUUGGUUUUAUACAUUGCUGUGAACAUGUUCAUAUGCUUGCUAACCCCAUUUAUAAACAUUUCUAUCAUAACUGGUAUGAAGAAAAACCGACAUCUACAUUCCCAACAACACAUUUACAUACAAAAAUAUAUGUUUAUCCAGAGCAUCAUGGUUUUGUUUUUCAAAAUAAUUACUGUAACUAUAUCUAUUCCGAUUUUUUUUGACGAAGGCUCGGUUUUGUUCGUAAGCUCAAUGUCUAUUGUGGAUUUUAUGGCAAUGCCACUGGUUAUUCAGUUAUCGUAUUUGAGAUGUAAUUUGAACGAGCUUUAUAAUUUAUUUACGUCAUUUAAUUGUUGCAAGUUUCUGAAAAUUGUAUUUGGUAGAGUGGAUGCUACUGUGCAUCCAAUUUUGCCCCAUGUCGCUUUUUCAAUUACGUAAUUUUAUUUAUUACUAAAUACCCUUGCCGUCCAUUUCCCAUACAUUCACUAUUAUUCUUGGCCCGUAGAUCUAAAAGAUAAUUUAUAAAUAUAGUUCGACUCCUUGGGACCAACUCAAUUUCUCCACUGGAAUUCGAGUUGGAGCAGUUUAUCUUACUCGAAUAGAGUACCCGGCUAACUAUGUGUUAGUAACAUUUGUUCUCUCAACUGCUACUGUGGUAAUCUCUACAAAAUUUCAUAAGACUAAGAGAAUCAAUCCCUUCUUAGUUUCGAACCGGUUCUACAAACUUAGUCAGCACAAUUUCAACUAGAAAAUGGACAGCUGGCCGGAGAAAAGACGUGACCGAUAUUUUAUUUACGAAGUCUGUGUUGAUUUUAAUGUUGAGCAAUAAAACUGUUCUUGAUCA